CGCAAAUGCCACGUGCAAGCAGCAGAAGCUGCCUAUAUCGACGGAAAACAACAAUCCGAAGGAGCAGGAAACGUAGGCCUCCUGGUUUGACACCGCAAGCCCAGGGAAAAGCGUGUUCCUCGCUCCCAGAAUCUCUUCCCAUGGCGCAUCAGUCGAGCCUGUCUCGUGUAUUGCGCAGAGAUAAUUGCUGGCGAGUUUCCUAAUCCAGCAUAUGAUUGUUUCCCUGCCGCUUUCGGGUGCGCUUAACUCCGCUUUUUCCCACUAGAAAGACCGUUAUUUCCUCCAUGUCUGCGUAGCCGAAUCGCGGCUACUGCGGUGGCUCACCGGACCUCACGGUGGCGAGCCCAGGCAGAUAAAAGGAGUCUUUUUCCGACACAUAUCGUUUUUGCGUUGAAUAUGGCGUCAGCUUCCAAGGACGUUUUCGCUUCUGCACGACACAGUCGUCGGCGAGUGCGGUGUUCCAGAACCCGGUCGGCUUCCUGUCCCGGUCCGCACCCGCCUCGCCUCUCACCUUUGGUCUUACCGUGCUCGUCAGAAUCCUCUUCGGAGUGGUCGGCACCUUUUCCUCGGCGUCAUUCGAAGAUGCCCACCUUUGUCUUCUCCAAGAACUCAACAUCGUCUUUUUUAACCUCACUGAAGACGCGCGCCUGUAAAACCUAUUCUCCCUCGGCCCCCCCUGUAGGCAACUUGGCCGAUACCUCUUCCCAGACAAACGAUGGGGCGGUUUCUUCGUCUCCGCCCGCUGGCCUCUCUCACUGCUGUACACCCGCUGUUCACCAAUCGUUUCGUCCGUCUCCGUCUUUGUCUCCAUCUUUGUCAUCUUCUCUGUCUCGGUUUCCUACCGCGAGCGCUUCUUCGACUCUCGCGUCUUUGCCUUUCCUGGUUCACUCAGUUUCAUCUCGGCCUUUCUCCUUGAGUCGUCUGGCGUCUUCUAUCCGUGAAACGAAACAAAGCGUUCCCUCUGAUGCGGUGGAUCCCAACCGAAGCAAGAGCGGAAGAGGUAGGUGUGCCUGCAAGCACGACGCUUCUUUCUGGUCUGGUUCUGCCCACGACAAGCGACAGGUCGCUUGCCUUGAAACGGGUUACCUCGGUACUGGACAGGAUCCUUUGGAGAUGCACGCAGGCUGCAUUCAGACAAAGUCCUCCUUUUUCCUUCGCUGUGGUUCUCCGACGCGGUGUAGAAGUCUUCCUUAUGACAACUCGUCGGCAGUGUCUUCGGCCGUUUCUUCCUGCUCUCGGCGUCUGUCCUCUUUUUCAUCCGACCUAGUGUGGCCGUCUCCUUUUGCUCUCGCCCCGACUCUGCCUCUGCCUUCCUGUGUCCGUACCUCUGCUCCAAGUUCUGUUUGCUCGUCUUCUUUCUCCGAUUCGCCGCCUUGUUCUUCCUUUGCCUUGCGCCCCUGUCCUUCUCGGGCCUUUUCUUCGCGGCCAUCCCUCCCGCCGAUGUCAACCGCUACACCGUGUUCGCUCUCUUUCGGCUCUCUGCGCUUCCUGGCUAGCCAGUCCUCGGCGUCUCCGUCUGAAGGCGACCGCGGGAGGGGGGACUCUGCUCACCGCAUCGCGGGAGACACCCGAGACAACCGGCAAAGCCAAGGCAACUCACCAGACGCCGCUGAAGGAGGGACGGCAAGUGCUCAAAGAGUUGGAGAAGACUGUGCGUCGCCUGAUGAGGCACAGUGCCCCCCCGUGUCAGCCGCUGAUUGGUUAGGCGACUCCCAGGCUGAAGUGACGAGGCGUCCAGACUCAGUGAGUAGUGUGAUGCGCAGCGAUUCGGCAUGGUCUCCCUCAUCUUCGGCUCUCCGUUGUUCUUCUCCUUCGACUUCAUCUUCAGAAAGAUUGGGUUCUCCUUCACCCCUCGAUUCUUCGACUGCCACACGCCAUGAUGCAGAACUCAUGCCCACAUCACAGUAUGCACCUUCCUUGUCGCUGCAACCUCCGGGCGCCCUCGACAUUCACGAUGAAGACAUAGUGGCCUGGUACCACCUGUUUGAUGAAUUGCAGUUCACUCCCCAUUGGAAAGAGUCGACUUUGGCGCCGCAUGCCGGUGCGCCUGAACAUCCCCAUCGACAUCGCUGGCCUUCAUCGGCAGGUGCCGUGGUCCCCCACUUUGGGCCGCCCUUCUACCACACCGCGUCUCCGUCGCAUUCUCCCGCUCAUUCUUUCCCUUCUUCUUUCCCGGCAUCGUUCGCCUCAUCGGGAUCCUCUUCUGCCUCGUCUUCCACUGCGGCUUCUUCUCUCUCAUCUGCAUCUCAUCCAUCCUCCUCGUCGUCUCUUUUCCCUGCCUCUUCUUCGUUUCCUGUCCAAGUCUCUCCUCCCAGUUUGCGCCUGCCGGCGCAUGCGUCACAAGCUGAGGGGGCAGCAGUGGCGGCUGCGGCGGCGGCCGCGACAGCACGCAGAAUGGCGGCGGUUGCGGAAGCCCUGGAGUGGACUGAGGAAAUGAAUCGUCUGUUUCUUCGCGCGGGAAAGACGAGGGCAAGUCAGGAGAUAGGUCGGAAAACGGGAUUUCUUACGAGGUGUCAAGACCACCCAACGCGCCUCUCCGAUGAGCGCCACACGCGACAUGCGCCGCGACACUCGGCCUCGUCGUCCCUCGUCCGCCGCCCACCCGCGUCUGCCUCUUCUCUCCAGCCGUCUCGGGAGUUGUACGUGAACUAUCAGUUUCCCGUCCUUGCGCAUGCAGCUCUCAAGGGCUUGUACGACCGGCUCUUUCGGUCGCGGAAGCAGACGCCGUCGUUCUCCAAGCAAAAGCGAGCUGGAGGGUUGAAGACGCGAGGCGAACCGGACCGCAGACGCGCGCUGCAUGCGUCUCCUUCGACAUCUGCGACGGACCCACCGCUCCCGUCGCGGUCGAGCGAAGGGUCGAGACGAGAGAGACCCGGCACUGGGCGCACCGUGCGGAGUGACUCUCGCUGCGGGGUGGCCUCACGAGGCUCGACGGACCUGAUAGGACGAAAAUCAAGGAAGAGAAGACGCACCGCCUGGAUGUCGACUGCCGGUGUGGACGUAAACUUGUCAGUGUCUCAAGAUGCCACCCAGGAUCUUGAUGCUCGUUCGCCAGACACGAUCUGCACAGAUUCAGUUUUGGCGUCUCCUCAGUAUGUAGAUCGUGGCGUGAGUGGGGAGAAGGCUGAUGAGUCGUCUUUAGAUUCACAGGCGGAACGAGAGGCAGCAGUGUCGCCAGGAAGCCGAGCGGAGGCGGCGGGUACGGGCCGUUUCUCUGCUUCAGAGACGAGCGCGUCUGUUCGUUCAGAUCUGCCAAAGGAAGAACAAAUUGCUGAAGACAGGAUAGGCGGAAGCCGUCAACGAGAGCCGGUUUUGAGUGUCGCCAAUGCCACACUUCAGGUGUUUUCUAAGGGAGAUCGCGUGGCUCCUGCGACCUCGAUAAAUGCGUCAGAAAAAGGGGAAGUCGUAGGCGCUUCAAAGAUUUCUUCAGAGUGCGUGCAGCGGGAUCGACAAGUUCCCGUAGGAUCGAAGCCUGUCCGAGCAGAUAUGCCCGGUGUCGAGGAGCACGAAGGAGACAGCGUGAGGGAAGGUUUUCUAGGCCGCGAGGCUCCCCUUGCCAGACAGCCAACUGCAAUGGAGGUGGAAUCCCUUGUCUACAGCAUGCGCGAGGAUGUUGAACCACAUCGCAUAAGCGACGAGCGAGUCGGGGAAAGCCGCAGCAGGAACCGGAGCAGCGCGGAACAGCCGCUGCAGUCGAACUCGGGGAGUGCUUCGAUCAUUGGAAAAGACCCGACGGCCAGCGAGGGAUUUGGAAUGUACCUCGAGACCGUGGUUGCACGCAACGACCCCACCGAGUCCCAGGCCAUAAAGCAGGACAGAGUUUGGACGAAGUCGUCUUCGCGAGGUGAUGCCCUCGGAUCGCCGUUGCUAGAAGCGCCUCCCGUGACACGUGAGGACGUUGAGCGAGCAGCUGCGACAUUUCAAGGCCCUGUAGUGGUCGAGGCACCAUCUCCGUCUUUUCCUCCGAGGAAACCCCCAGAAAUUGCUCCGGCGUUCCCGUUUGUGGCAGAGGAACCUUUAAAGCCAGAGACAGUGGAUGGCCGGCGUGGGAAUUUCUUGGUGCUCUCCAAGACAGCCGAGAGUCUGGAGAGAAGCUUGAUGGGGCGCGGUGUGUGGACGCGUCUGGUGUGCCUUGCGUCCUCUCUGGCUGGCCAGAUUCGUUUCCUGCUUCUGCCGUCUGCCUCCGGACCCGGUACUUCCCAGUUGAGGGCCCCCCAGUCGGGGGCCUCGCCGUUUUUUCAGCGUAUCCGUGGGAGAGCAGGCAAGCAUUUCGCGUCGCUCCAGGCGCGGGCGAGUGAAUGGUGCUACCAGAAUGGAAAUGUGUUAGUGACGACCGGCUCGGUUCUCUCGCUGACGGGGACAGUCAUGGCUGACAUGCGCCUGCUUCGCGGGUUCAACCUGCUCGCGGGCAUCUGUUUCUUCUCGUACAACUACACGCGGAGGCCAUCGAUGACCGACGCCGCGGCGUGGAACGUCGUCUUCUUCACUCUCAACUUCUUCAUGCUCUACCGGUACCUGACGGAGCACAACGAGGUGGGCUUCACGAACGACGAGCUCGAUGUGUUCGAGAAAUACUUCCUCCCUGCUGGUCUCUCGCCUCGGCGUUUCCGCACUCUCCUCACCAUCGGCCGCUGGGAGACUCUGCCUGCAGGUUCGGAGCUGACGCGUCCGGGUGAGCCAGUCAAGAAGCUCGUGUUCAUUCUCAGAGGCAGAGUUGACGUCUACCAGCACGGCGAUCUCCUCGAACACUAUACUGGCACCGACGGAACUCCAGUCAUAGGUCUCGAGGCCUUUCUCUCCUACGUGUCCGCGCUGAGGCGUCUCGCCACGCUCGGGGAGGCGACUAAGAAGUCCAAGCUCCCGCCUAACCUCCUUGGAGCUGGCGGAAGCGAUGCAGGUUCAGAUUCCGCCGCCGUUGGAUGUCCUCAGUCGCUGGAUGCGCUGGAGCGGAAGUCCUCUGGAGACUCGGGACAGGAGAUGCUGAAGGAAGAUCGGUCGGAAGUGCAGGUUCCUCUGCGAAACUCGGCAGUUCAUGGUGUCAGUGAUGAGACACAUGCAGAUGCAACAUUGUUGAGUCGAGAACUGGGAGGAUCUGGAAGUCUAGGCGGAGGAGGGGGCGCUGGAAGCGUAGAAGGAACUCCGGAGACAAAAGGUGAGAUUCGGGACGAUCGUGAUGACGGCGAAGACUCCGAACGCGCGGGUUCACGCCUUACCCCGGGCUGGGUCGGGGAUGUGCUUUUGGCCUCAGAUCGGACGGGGAAAUCGCAGGCUGGUGACCCCAGAGUGGACACUGAGACGCCUGUGACAGUUGCGGGAGCCGGGGCCUCAAGCUGCCCGCGCUCCUCAGAAACGACGCACGCGGGGGUCCCUGUCACGUGUUUGCCGGUGUCCGCUAGGGAGCCGAACGCUCCAGAGGGGCACGGAGAGAAGGAGGAAGAAGAGGAGGAAGAAGGACUGCUUUUGCCGCCGCUGAAACAAAGAGAAGGGCCAGCUUCGACGGAGACCUGUACUCCAGAAGCCGCGGUAAACGCAGCGACCCACACGCGGGCGUCGUACUUUCACGAAGCAGCAGUGGUCUCGGAAGAAGAAGAGGACGACGAGGAAGACGAAGCGAUCUGGUCGCGGUUCCUGCGUUCCGGUCGCCGGCGCGGCCCGCGAGGCAUGCUCGGAGAAGAAGAGGAGGCGAGAUCGACGCAGGAGAAAGAAAUCGCGGAGUCGCUGGAGUCGGGGAGAGCCUCGGACAAACGAGCAGUGUGUGCAACAGACUGCGACGUCCUCGUCUUUGACAUCGAAACUGCUGCCCGCUUCAUUCUCGAUGACCCCGUGAAAAUCGGCUUCCCUGUACUCCAAGGUCUUGCUUCAGUUCUUGUGGAGCGGUCGUACGCUCAAUCCCUGCGCCUUGCGAUCAACAGCUACGACUCUGUCGUGGCAGGCGUUCUCGCCGACGGGGCUGUACAGACAGAAGAGAGAAGCUUCUUGGAGGAGUGGCGCGCUCGACGAGGCAUCAGCGACGCCCAGCACAUUGAAGCUUUGCGUCGCUGUGGCUGGUCCUUGGAGGACUUCGAAAGAGGAGAGAGACACCGGCCAGACGCAGGCGUCGCUGGCACCGUAGGACGCGCUGUGUACUCGGUGCUGACCCUGAAUUUUCUGAGGAACGGCAGUCACUCGAGGGACGGCAGCGCGGCUGGCGACACUGGAGAGGAGGCGCAGAAGUCACUGUCAAGUGAAGGGGAAACGAGAGAAGAGAAGAGGACAGAUGGAAUGGGGGGGACGACCGCCUUGCUCGGGUCGCGCUUGGAGGCCUUGAGGACCGGAGCGGAGAAGAAGGGCGAAGGGACAGCAGACGUGCAUGCAGUUAGUAAGCAGGAAGGCGAGGCUAACAGGAAUAAGAACGCAGAGGAGACCAUUGAGGUUGGGGGUGUGGCGUCGAGCCUCCGGUGUGGGGCACAACCAGGAAAAGGCACCUCGCCUUGCGAAGCGGACAGAGUGGGUGCUGAAUCCCCACGAGAGCGGAAGAAAAUCUCAGACUGUGAAGCAGGAAAUUCCAGCCCUACCCAGAGUCGCUUGUCAAAAAACUCGGAAACCUUCCCAACAGAACCCCGUCCUGUAGAUGGGUCUGGCGGAUACACAGCCUAAGAGCGUACUCAUCAUCAAACGAACACUGGGGAAACAAUGUGCAUUUAUACAUCUCUGCACGCAUUGGUGUGCGUACAUAAUGCGCUACAACAUCGUGUAGAGCUGCACGCCUUGCAUGCAAUGGAUGCAGUACGCUUGCGGGUAACGUCUCCGUACAAAUUUGCCAGUGGGAAAUCUAUGGUCAAAGCACAUAGUUUCUACACUCGAGAAGUAUAUGCAGAUGCAUGUUGUUUCCAAGGUUCUGCCACGUGGAAAGGAUGCAGACAGGUAUUUCAGUGCCUAUAAAUGACAGGGGCCGUUAUGAGAAUUAAAUGCGCCGCUCUGAGGGCUAAGAUCUCAAGCGAGCGUUCUUGUGCUAAGGAUGGCUCGAAUUUGGCGCAGCCACGUUUCUCAGUAUCUGCUGAGAUCAUUUGUCAGAUGCGUUUCUGGUAAAAAAUUUCCUCGCGAAAGUUCUCGAGUCGUUUUCCAUUU
Messenger RNA from Toxoplasma gondii ME49, 7107 nucleotides. RefSeq lists its product as hypothetical. The record is from RefSeq and is a predicted model, not a curated record. The coding region runs from base 397 to 6636 and encodes 2079 amino acids. Lineage: Eukaryota; Apicomplexa; Conoidasida; Eucoccidiorida; Sarcocystidae. Gene Ontology annotation, cellular component: sarcolemma. Gene Ontology annotation, molecular function: cAMP binding. The transcript has 2 exons.